Penicillium pulvis is the source of this 2337-nucleotide messenger RNA. RefSeq lists its product as uncharacterized. The transcript is spliced from 4 exons. Bases 1 to 2337 code for a protein of 778 amino acids. Gene Ontology annotation, molecular function: protein binding; ADP binding. Lineage: Eukaryota; Fungi; Ascomycota; Eurotiomycetes; Eurotiales; Aspergillaceae. The record is from RefSeq and is a predicted model, not a curated record.
AUGGCUGAUCCCAUAUCCAUCACAGGCCUGAUCGUGGACGUCAGCCACAUAAUAGCCCGUCUGAUCAAGUACGCCAAAGCAGUACAAGGGGCAAGAGCCGAAAUGCGAAAACUAAGCGAAGAACUGUUUGGCUUGAGGGGUAUUCUUGACCAUUUACAAACACAGUCUUCAUCAUAUAUCCCCAAGGUCCAACAUAUCGAGUCAGAGGGCUCAACUCCCUUCAACGAAGAUAUCAUGGAAAGGGUUCUCCAUACAACGAAAGAAUUCCUUGAUUCCCUCCUGAGAGAUCUGGAGCCGGCUGAAAGUAAGCUGAAAAGCUUGAAACAGAAGCUUGAGUGGCCUUUUACGGAGGCAAAAAUCAAUGCUCAUCUUACUCGUUUGGAAAGAGUAAAGUCUUGGUUGAUACUGGUUCUUACUGCAGAUCAUGCUGCGGUGGAGCGGGAUAUGCAGCGGGAAAUUGGGAGCCUGGCCAGAUCUUUGACUGAGGAUUUGAAGAUAAGAGAGCAGGAAAGAAACCAAAUGGCUAAUAAAGAGCUUUUUCAAUGGAUGGCUCCGGUGAGUCCGGCCAAUUCGCACCUGCGAGCGAGUGAGGGACAUGAUAUUGCAUCUGGAAAAUGGUUUAUUGGUGGUCAUCUUAAGCAUUGGCUGCGGCAUGGGGAUAGGAACAUCUUCUUCCUUGUGGGAAAAUUAGCUGGGACCGGAAAGACAACCUUAUUUGCUCAGUGUGUCGAUGAACUUGUGUCAAUGGCUUCGCAAGAUUCAACUUUUAGCUUUGCAUACUUCUACUGCACCAUGAGUAACUCGGCCUCUCAGAUCCCCGUUCACGUGUUGGGAUCAUUGGUGGCUCAGCUUUCGGGAGAAGAUGCUUCCAUACUCGACAACAUCCGACCAAUUUACAACGAUAUCCCCAAAUCUCAGGCUCACAAGCGUACCAUUGAGAUCACUGUUCUGGAAGAUGCAAUCAUCAAACAUGCCUCUGGCAAGACGAAUGUUGUCAUUCUAGUGGAUGCUAUCAAUGAAAGCCACGACACAAGACGUAUCGAAAUUUCUCUUUUGAGACUUGCCAAUCUGGCCCCAAAUAUUCGCAUUGUAGUAACGACUACAUCGACGAUGGUGGCCCGACGAGACGCCGAAAUGCUGAAUAUCAGCGCGCAAAUGAUGUCGGGUGACAUAAAAGCCUAUAUAAAUCACCGACUGGAGUCCAAUGUAGCAUUGAUGGACCGGAAACCCGAGUUCAAAGCUGAAAUCCAGAAGACUUUGUCGGAUAACGCUAAUGGAUCGUUCCGCUGGGUGCAGCUUUCAAUGGACAACCUAUGCACCCAGAGAACAACAAGGUCAAUGCGCGAAGCACUCCGAAACCUACCUGGAACGCUUCGCGAAAUGUACGCGAAAACCUUAGAUCAGGUAUCUGCCGAGGACAGACCCUUUGUUCGGGAGGCGCUUUUCUGGACCAGUUUUGCACAAGACCACGUCUUCAUGAGCGAAAUGCUCACCCUGGACGUCCUCAACGAAGUGGUUGUUCUUGAUGAAGAGUGCACAACGCUAGACGAAGACAUGAUGCUAGUCCCGGCACAAAUUCUUCUCGAUAUCUGCCAGGGCCUCAUCACCCGUGAUCAAUCUGGUUAUGUCGCUCUGGCCCAUUCAUCAAUCAAGGACUUCCUGACGUCCGACUGGAUCAAGUCUUCACGAGUCAGCUAUUUCAGCAUGGACCCUGCCACUGCGAACACCAUCAUAAUGCGAAAGUGCAUCACAUAUCUAUGUCUCGACAAUUUCAAAGACGGAUACACAAGCAAAGGGCAGAUAGCUCGGCGUUCAAGAACGUACAAAGCCCUCCCAUAUGCUACAUACAUGUGGCCCAAAUACGCUGCGGCUGCUGAGCUGGGAGAUGCAGAGCGGAGCCUGGUGCAGAAGUUCUUCGAUACGAGACAUCUUCCUCGCCAGGGAAACUUUGGUGCCUGGAUGCAGGUUCUGAUGCCAUCGGUGCAAUUUUCAAUAAUUGAAAAGACGCACCCUUUAUAUUAUGCAAGUUCUUAUGGCUUGACUUCUGUUGUCAAGAUGAUCCUCGAAUUCGAUAAGGAUCUGGACAUUAAUGCCCCGGGAGGUCGGGUCGGUGCCACGGCUGUCUUCGCCGCCAGUAACCGUCAAAAUUUUGAUACUGUGGACGUGCUUUUGAAAGCAGGUGCCGAUCCUAGGAUUUUGGAUCCAGGAACUGGUUGGAAUGUUUUCAACCUGUCCCAAAUGUCAAAAUGGUCUGGUCUUCGGGCUCCUCUAAAUCAGUGGCUUUUGGGGCAAAAGAUGGAAGUGCAACAGAAGUAUCGAACCAAAUAUGGGCUGUAA